AUGGCUGAGGCUCUUCCCGAGUCACUCAAGAUCCCCGAGGUCAGCCGCUUCAUCAAGCGCGCUGGUCAGCUGCGUUCCGUCAAGCCAGCCGUCGCAUACUGGUGCGAGUACCGCGCCGUCAAUCAGAUCGUUGGGAAAGGGUUACACUCUGGUGAAGAAGACGCUUUUGCAUUCACGACGAACCUGAUCGAUCAACUCGAGGCGACAAAGGCCGAGCACGCUGCGGAGGAUGCGAUUACCGACAAUGAGGUCGCCAAGGUCUACAUUGAGCAAUUCGCACAACAGACGUUUGACCGUGCAGAGCGCACCCUCCGCGCCGACAAGGUCACUCGACAGACAGCCGACACGUUCGACGCGGCGGCUACCUUCUUCGACCUCCUACGCGAAUGGGGCGAGCUUGAGCCCGAGGUCUUGCAAAAGAUCAAGUUCGCCAAGUGGAAUGCCGCGCGGAUCCUCAAAGCGCUGCGAGAAGGACGUGACCCUAACGAGUCGAACCCGAAGCAACCUGAACAGGCAGAAGGAGGGGAGGAGGAGGGUACAACCGGUCUUGAUCCCAACGACCUGGACGUGGAAGAACUCGCCUCCCUAGGCACCGUGCCUCAACCGGCCACUGUACAAGAUGCGCCCGACGCCGGCGAAUCUCUAGGAAGCGCUGGUCCUCCGCCGCAUCCUCCAGCCCCUGAAGACUACUUUCCCACAGGACCACACCCGCCGCAGCCUUCGACACCAGGCUCCGUGGUCCCGCCCUCGGUUCCGGCAUCCAUGCCCAGUGUCGCGCCCGAAGGCCCUGUCUCGGCUGCAUCCUCGAUCCCGCCAGGUCCCUCACCACACCUCCCGACCAAGCUGUCUUCGCAGUUUGCGCCUCCGCCGGGCCCAGCGUUUCCAGGCUCUUCUGCCAGCAGCCUUCCGCCCUCAGUUCCGCAGCAGCAGCUCAGUACCCCGUCGCUUCCACAACCUGUCCCCGUACCGGCACCAGCGCCAGCGCCAAGUGCACCGCCACCCGCCGCCCAUUACAAGGACCUCAACCAGGCGCAAAAGCAUGCCAAGUGGGCCAUAUCAGCACUGAACUUUGAAGACGUGCCUACUGCGGUGCAGGAGCUCAGAAAUGCCCUGGCGGCGCUGGGGGCACAGUGA
Messenger RNA from Emericellopsis cladophorae, 1134 nucleotides. RefSeq names its product Vacuolar protein sorting-associated protein-like protein. Gene Ontology annotation, cellular component: multivesicular body. The coding region runs from base 1 to 1134 and encodes 377 amino acids. Lineage: Eukaryota; Fungi; Ascomycota; Sordariomycetes; Hypocreales; Bionectriaceae. The record is from RefSeq and is a predicted model, not a curated record. The transcript is spliced from 2 exons. Gene Ontology annotation, biological process: late endosome to vacuole transport via multivesicular body sorting pathway.